Molecule: messenger RNA, 1274 nt
Organism: Gloeophyllum trabeum ATCC 11539
Lineage: Eukaryota; Fungi; Basidiomycota; Agaricomycetes; Gloeophyllales; Gloeophyllaceae
Exons: 7
Coding region: 1-1209 (402 amino acids)
Biological process (GO): protein urmylation; tRNA wobble position uridine thiolation
Cellular component (GO): cytosol; cytoplasm
Molecular function (GO): thiosulfate-cyanide sulfurtransferase activity; adenylyltransferase activity; URM1 activating enzyme activity
Source: RefSeq, a predicted model, not a curated record
AUGAGUGCUGCUGGGUUGAAUCACCUUGAUGACUAUCAGCGCUAUGGCAGGCAGAUGAUUCUCGACGGUUUCGGUUUGCCUGGCCAAGUUGCUUUGCAAAAUGCCUCUGUCGUGGUCGUUGGAGCGGGCGGGCUUGGAUGCCCGGCUUUACAGUAUCUUGCUGCGUCUGGCAUAGGUCGGAUCGGGAUCGUCGACCACGACGUCGUGGAAUUAUCAAAUCUGCAUAGGCAGAUACUGCACACUGAGCAGCGUGUAGGGAUGCCGAAAGCCGAGUCUGCUGCUGAAGCGAUCAGAACUCUCAACUCUAAGAUCAAGAUAAACAUUUACACCGAAGCGUUGUCUGCCCUGAAUGCUCUGGAUAUUUUGAGCUCCUACGACGUGAUUCUGGAUUGCACCGAUAAUGCCCCAACUCGAUAUCUGCUUUCUGACACCGCGGUUGCUCUGGGGAAACCCCUCGUUAGCGGUGCAGCUCAGAAAUUUGACGGGCAGCUAUGCGUGUACAAUCUCAACAACGAGGGGCCCUGCUACAGAUGUAUAUUUCCGAAACCGCCAGCGCCGGAGCACGCCGGUACCUGCGAGGAGACAGGAAUAUUAGGAACUGUGACCGGAGUAAUCGGAACUCUCCAGGCUCUGGAGGCGAUCAAACUUCUCGCUGGGAUGCAUGAGGGGAAAGCCUCUCUUCUCAUAUAUUCGGCUCUAGGCGUCCCUCCAUUCCGAAGCAUCAAACUGAGAUCACGGAGGCCAACAUGUCCGGCUUGCGGACAGGAGGGCUUAAAAGAAGGUCAGAUUCGAGAUACAGAUUAUGUUGCUUUUUGCGGCGGUGGGCCUCCCGACUGGGAAAAAAAAGGGAUGAUGCAAGGCGACCCGGGCCUGCGCAUAACACCGACAAAAUUGAAUGAUAUCCUGGCAUCCGAGGCUGCAAGCCAUACGAAAAUAUUAGACGUGCGGCCGCGCACCGAGUUUGGCAUCUGCCAUUUGUGGGAGUCAAUCAACAUCCCUCUCAAGGAACUGUCAGCGAAUCCAACAACAACAGCCUCCGUACUGGAAGAUGGCGUCAAAGAAGUGUACGUGGUCUGUCGGCUAGGAAACGACUCCCAGAUAGCCGCAGACGCGCUUCGAGCUCUGCGGAGGGAUGUUGUGGUGAAAGAUGUGAUUGGGGGUUUGAAAGCAUGGAGUCGCGAUGUGGACCCAGACUUUCCCGUUUACUAAAGGUAUAGAAAAAAAUAAUACAACAGAUAGGUCUUUUUCAGUGCCUAGCUGCAAUCCCGACCGCG